CCGCGUUAUCAUCAAUAAACUUUUUUCUAAGAAUAAUUUUAUUUUGUUUGUGUCUAAGAAUAUAUCUCUUAAUAUAUCUUGGGAGAAUGUUCAAGGCUUUUAUAAGUCUGGGUUUUACAGUUUAUAUGAGCUCAAGUGAUUCUUGCAAGAUAUUAAUAUAAACUUCAUGAUGUUUUACUAAAUCAACCGUUCUUUGAAUCUUAUUUAACUUAAUAUUUAAAGCGACACAUACAAUCUGGGCUUACAAAUAACCACGAUCACGUCGGUGUCACCAAUGUAGAGGAGGGAAGGUGUACUGUUCCUCCAACCUCCCCCUCCUAGGAUCCUCGACUAGCUAACCAUUGAUUGGACGGCCCGAAGUUAGAAACAGUACACCUCCUUCACAAUUUCUUUGUCCUUUAUUUUCAUGAAAUAAAUUGUGACUGGUUAAAACAAUCCUAACUUGAAAAUGAAAUUUGCAUUACAGCUGUUUAUAUUUUUAUUAUUAUAUAUAUUUAACUAUAGGAUUUUUUGUUAUUUGACAUAUAUUGUGUUAUUAUUUCUUUGUUCCAGAGAUAUGUGGGCAUUUAUAACGGCUGUAUCUUAUUUAGUAACAACAGCAAAUUCUAUACACGUAUUUUCAGGACAGAAAAGAUAUAACUCAAUAUUUAGACCUGAAAGUAUUAUAUUUAAAUCAAAUUACACAAUAACAAAACUCUUAGUACCUGCCGAUGGCGGAUCUUACAUCGAUCACACUGAUAUACCAACGAUUUUCUUUACCGUGUAUGAUCGAAAUAUACAUGGAGAACAUUGUAUAUACGUGCUGGAAGACUUUGCUGCAUAUGAGAUCCUUGAAGGGGGCAGAGAUUCAACUUCGGAUUAUGGACUUGAUACAACAGUAUAUUUUGGUGCGAAAGACGGAGUUUAUAAGUAUGAUCCAGAAACGUUAUCGGCUAAGAAAUUUGGCGAAUUCCAUGAUGAUAUUAUUCAGAUUCAAAAGGCAAAUGGAUCAGAUCUAAUCUACUUUCUAACAUCGCAAUACAAAUUGUAUAAACUAGAAAAUAAUGGUACUAAAAAAACAAAAGUAAAUUCAAUACUUUGUGCUUUAGAAUUUGUAUUAGAUACUUCUAACAAUAUCUAUUAUUUAUCUUGUGAUGAUCGUAUGCCACGAAUUGUACAAAGUGAUGGAAAUUUACAAUCAUAUCUUUCUAGUGUAACUGAAGACUUACAAAGUGUUAAAUUUAUACGACCUGCUUUUAUAAUGGAUAGUGGUGUUCCAUUUUUUGGCGAUGGAACAUUGUAUAUGUUGUAUUCUAAUGGGACAUCUAUAAAAAAAGAUUUUUAUAUAAAAGAAACACCUACGGCUUUUAGUAUUGAUGCCGCUUUAUAUUUUGUAGCUGCUAUUGACGGAAAAAUUUAUGAGUUUAAUGUAAUGGAAGUUCUUUUAAGAAAUAUGUUUGGGGUUUCUCUUCAAUGGCCAUCAGACCUAACCAAAAUUAUCAUGUCGGUUAUAGACACAACUAAAGAGGCCUCUCAUUAAAAUAAAGAAGAC
Pieris napi is the source of this 1531-nucleotide messenger RNA. RefSeq lists its product as uncharacterized. The transcript has a single exon. Lineage: Eukaryota; Metazoa; Arthropoda; Insecta; Lepidoptera; Pieridae. The record is from RefSeq and is a predicted model, not a curated record. Bases 449 to 1519 code for a protein of 356 amino acids.